ACGUGAGUAUGAGUAUGGAGACCAUACACUUGAUAUACAAAAAUACAGAACAGUUUAUUACUAUUCAUACCUAAACAAAAUCGAUAUUGUUUACAUAUACAUAUCUAUAUAUAAAUUUCAAAGCUAGCAGAAAUGCAUAACUGCGGUGGUGAACUGUGCAUUCAUCGCACUUACUCGAGGUGAAAUUUAACAGCUUUAAAUUCUCCAGAAUCCUAUAAUUUAGGUUAAGGUGGAGUGGAAUAAAUCGCUGUAAAAAAAUGGAAAAAGAGGAUAUUAUGGAUAAUCCAAAGGAGGUGUAAUAAAAAGAAUGUCACAGACAGCCGAUGCUGAAAGUGAAGCGGGCUCCAUCUGCGACGAGGAACGAGUAAAAAAGCUCUUCCAAGCUUGCGACGGGGAUGGCGAUGGAUUCAUCGAUAGUCAAGAUUUGUUGACAGUAUGCCGAGAGUUAAAUCUUGAAGAUUCAGUAGAAGAAUUAAUGCAAGAACUUGGUGCUGAUGAAAGUGGUCGAAUAUCUUAUCAAGAAUUCCUAAGACGAAGAGUAGCGUUAAGACCUGAAAUCGAAGCACUUAAAUCUGGUAAAAAUAAAUCGACUUCUACACAUUUAACUCAUACUCCAGAGUAUCUACCAACGAGCAGUGAUAACAGUCUCGGAACUGUGUCCGGACGACAUGAAAGCUGGGAGUUCGAUAGCGGUGCUCGUGAUCUUUCCCCUGAACCGCAAGUACUCCAAAAACUUGUCGAAGCAGCUGCUGGAGGAACUGGAAACAUGCUCGAUCUUGCUAAUAAGCUUCAUGCAGCGGCUUUAUCGUCUUUAAGAUCAGAGGUAGCGGAAUUGAAUACACGAUUACUCGCAGCGACACGUGCUAAAGAGGCUGCAAGCGCCGCAUUGAUUAGAGCUGAAGCCCAAGCUUUGCGAGCUGAACAACGCGCUGAACAACAGGCAAUUCGGCAUGAAGAAAGGCUCACUGAACUGCAUUCAGUUAUUGCUGAACUUAGCAGGCAACUUGAAAGACAUCGAGCUAAUGUUAUCACAGAAGAAGAUGAGUCUGAAAUAGAAACUAGCAGAGAUGCAGAAGGUUCAAUAACAAAUCCAGUGGAAGAAAGCGAAGGCGGAGAAGACACUCAAGGUGAUGGUGAUAAUUAUGGUGAUCGUACCCUCGGCGACGCAGAAUCAAGUUACGCAGAAGAAAUUGAUGAUCCACCACGGCUUAAUGAGAACCAAAAUCAAAGAGAUAGUCGCGGAUGCGACAGCCCUGCAGCACUGCCAACACCUGAACCAAACCAUCAAGAAAUUACCUGUCAAAGUAUCCUAGUAACUUCGUUACAAGAAGAAAUAGUUGCUUUGAAGGCUGAAGUAGCUAAUUUACAAAGCCAAUUAUUACUUUUUAAAAAUAGCGGACAAAUUACGAGCAGCGAUUCACCUCGAAGAGAUCACAAAAAGGGUAAUCUAAGUUCUCCAGAGCCAUUAACAGCACCAUGUUCACCAUUAUUACCUCCUUUGCAACCACCAAGUUCAAAAAAUACUCCACGGGACGAGAUGCCAAUUUUGAAAAUGGCUGAAAGAGUGAAAUUGCGUCGAACGGAUGAAAGACAUAUAACCGGGCCUGAUAUAACUAAUUUAGGUGUAUGCUCAACUAUGAUAGCUGAGCAUUUAGUGUCAGAUUUAUUAGAGCAGUCAAACAUACAGGAGUUAAAUGGCUCAGAAGAACAAUUCGAAGUUGAAACUGAGAGACUUAAAAGCCGACUUGAACAUGCACGAGCUAAUAAUGCCGUUCUUGCGUUAACUUUACACGAAAGUAAAGCUCAGUGUGACAGAUUAAGCUUGUUAGUUGGAAAGUACGAGUCCAAUGCUACUGCUCUUAACUUAGCCUUGUCGUUCAGUGAUCGAACAAUUGAAGCUUAUGAUGUUUUAGUAGCAUUACUAGAAACCGAAAUGGCGUUUUCAACCGACAGAAACAGUGUAACGAUAGACAAUAGAAGAACCGCUGAAAACGUCGCUUAUCACGUCCUUAAACGUCUAGAAAGUGAUUGUACAACGCUUGGCGCACCCUGGGAAGAUAGCAUCAUAUUAUCUGAUGAUUCUGAAGUCUUUUGGUCAAUAGAUGAGGAACAACGUUUACGUAAGCACAUAAGUAAAUUAAAAAAUGACCGAGCAAUGGUACGAUCAACAGCAGUUGAGCUGGAAACAGUUCACGUUGAACCUUUAAAUUCAAAGAACACAAUUUCACUAGCCGAAGCACGUAAGCUCGAUUUAGAGACAGCAGUCUUAAUGCAAGAAUUGAUGGCAAUGAGAGAAGAUAAAGCUGAGUUACGAGCACGGGUAUUUUUGUUGGAAAAAGAACGUUCGACUAUUGAAUUGAAAUUAAAUUCACGGGAAGCACAAAUAGCUGCUCAAAACACAGCUAUUCAACACCUUCAAGAUCAAUUAGGUGAUACCGAGGCCAUGCUGGCAGUGGCUACUGAUAAAGAUCGUAAGUAUAAUGAUAGUGAAAGUGAAGGGAUGGAAUCUGAGCUAAUUGAAGCGCUUGGACGAGAAGCAAGGCUGAAAGAAAGAUUACACGAAUUGGUUAAUACCUUAGAAAAUGUUACAAGAAAUUCUGAAUUACGACACCAACAAUCUGCUGAUCUCAUUAAUGAUUUAAAAGUUGCUAAUGGAGCACUGGUACAAACAUUAGAAAAAUCUAAGAAGAAAUAUCAGUCACGAUUGAAGAAAUUAGAACAACAAAUGCUGAUCAUGGUUGAAAGAAAUGCUGCUCAGGUGAAAAUAUUAAAACAGAGAAUAUCACUGCUAGAAGAAGAAGCUGCUAGUUUCAAAGGAAGUCUUCCUCUCCAGUCCCAAAGUUCUGGUGCCAGUGAAACAUCGUUAUGACACUCAUCUGAACAGAAUUCAUCGGAUUAUAAUUAAACUGCCAAAAUAAAUUUAUUAAAACACCAUUAAAUCAUUACCUCGUACAUAAUGUUUUAGAUAGUUAAAGAGUAUAAAAUUAAUAAAUAAAAAAAUCAUUGUCAGCUACUUAACGUUGAAAUCGAUGUAUUUUUUUACUUAUAAACUUUCAGAGUAAAAAAAUUAUAAUUAUUAAAAAUUGCUUGUCGCCAAAUAAAAUAGGUUAUAAAAAUUUUUUUCCAAUUUUAUAAAUCUCUUUAAAAGCUUAAAUAUACUCAUGUUUGUUACAAUUAUUAACUAUGAUAAUAUAACUUUGUAAAUAUGUAUAUGAGAAAAAAUAACACAUGUUAAUGAUGCGUGAUAAAUGUAGACAAAUAAAUUAUGCUUUAUUAAAUAUAA
Messenger RNA from Cotesia glomerata, 3283 nucleotides. RefSeq names its product colorectal mutant cancer protein. The transcript is spliced from 12 exons. The coding region runs from base 308 to 2869 and encodes 853 amino acids. Gene Ontology annotation, molecular function: calcium ion binding. The record is from RefSeq and is a predicted model, not a curated record. NCBI's taxonomy places the organism in Eukaryota, Metazoa, Arthropoda, Insecta, Hymenoptera, Braconidae.